This is a messenger RNA of Trypanosoma conorhini, 1053 nucleotides long. RefSeq lists its product as uncharacterized. The record is from RefSeq and is a predicted model, not a curated record. The transcript has a single exon. Lineage: Eukaryota; Euglenozoa; Kinetoplastea; Trypanosomatida; Trypanosomatidae. The coding region runs from base 1 to 1053 and encodes 350 amino acids.
AUGCAGAAUGAUCUCGCCCAGAUCCUGCAAAGCAUAGACUGGGAGAGCAUUCGCGAGGAGAGCGAGACAACUUCUGCGGGCGCCACAUCCGUGCCAGCUGCACUGCCCAGCGACGCGUCCUUGCCACAUGCUGAAAGCGGCGUCUCAGGCCAUGUGGAGGGAGCGAGGGAUGGCUCCUCCAUGGCGGCUACUAGCAUUCCGGUACCGCAGCAACAGCAGCAGCAGCAGCAGCAGCAGCAGAUGCCCACGCUGCAAAUGGGACCCGCGGGGGGCGCGUAUUACGUCAAUGCGCCAUCGUAUCAGGCGAUUGGCAUGCCAGCCCCCCAAGGUCGCGGACAAGUUCAGACUCAGCCAAUGAUGUUUGCGCAGCCGGGGGGACAAGUGAUGUACAUGCAGAUGCCAUACUUCCAACACGCAGCGUAUCAACAUAAUAUCUCCCCGCAGCAGCUAUACUCCACACCACAAAACCCAUAUUAUCAUCCACACUUCGUACAACUCCCAGUAGAGGGGCAAAUGUUGCCCCAAAUGCCUCAGCUUCCUCAACAACAGCAGCAACAACAGCAACAGUACUGUCCUCCCUCAGCGCUUCCGACGCGAGGUAUGUCUACAGCCGCCUUUCAACAGCAAAAGCAACAACCAGACUUUGUUGAUAAUCAAGGUGGAUUUGUUUGUCUACUACCAGGAACCCAGCUACCGCAGGGAGCACCGCUCUACUACUACGGUGUGCGGCCAACGAGGCAGUACUUGGCUACACAGCAACAGGAAAAUUUCUUUGACCCGCCGGGAUACAAUACCGCCUUCUGGCAAGCGAACUCACAGUUUACGGACAGAACCGAAAACUCAGCAAGAAGAGAAGGGAAGGGGAAGAGUUCGAGGGUGCCGAGUUGCACGCUAUGUGGUCAGUCAAACUUUACUUCUGAGAGCGCGCUUCGUUCUCAUGUGCGCACUAAGCACGGGGAUAAUGGAUCACCUCCGGCCACAUUGCAGUCGACGGAGAGCGCCGUAAACGUGACUCCUGCAGCUGCACCUGAUGACAAGGACUUGCCGGGGUGA